Messenger RNA from Closterium sp. Yama58-4, 3594 nucleotides. The record is from the annotation of a GenBank genome assembly. NCBI's taxonomy places the organism in Eukaryota, Viridiplantae, Streptophyta, Zygnematophyceae, Desmidiales, Closteriaceae.
AUGGGGGAGCCCCAGCCUGGCAUAUAUCAGGACAAUGGGCAAACACCACAGCCGGAGCAGCCGUGUAGCCAGUCCAAGGAUGUGCCGGAUAUAUCAGCUUACUCUUCAGUUCCAAUCACGCACGUGCCAUCCCAGCCGCAGUUGCAUUGGGCGCACAGCACUCUGACGCAACAGCAGCAGGAGCCACAGCAGCAGCUCGCACCAGCAUCCCACCCAGAAGCACCGCAACAGCCGCAGUUACACUUGGAGGCUCAGCCUGUGCAGCAGCCACACGAGCAGCUCAGGUUGGAGCAACUGUCAGCGCAGCUACAGCCGCUACUGCAGCGACAGAUGUCAGGCGCCACAAAAUCUCCCGCAAGCGGAUCUCAAUCAGAGUCAACAUACAACCGCACUGCAGCUCGAUCACGGAGCUACACCCAACCAGGGAAGUACCGCGGGGUGAGGAAGCGAGGUGAAGGUCGGUAUAUUGCUGAAAUAAAGGACACGACUUUCGGAGUGCGCAAGUGGCUGGGGACGUUUGCCACUGCAGAGGAAGCUGCCCUGGCGUUUGAUCGAGCCGCAGUGGAGAUUCGAGGGACAAAGACGAAGCUUAACUUUCCUGAGCUGACACUGGGGGGCGAAGGAGCAGUAACCGAAGUACAGGGGGAAGCUGCUGCAGAGAAGGUUAUUGACAUGACUAGCUUGGGUGUGAGGGUGCGUGCCGAGCAGGUCACGGAGGGAGGCAUGAGCUCUUCGGAAGGAAUUCAGGCAGCGGGCCGCCAAGCUGUGGUGGCGGAUCAAGCGAUAUCGGACACGGACGUGGUUGGGUUGACGACAUGCGCAGAUAGCAGCACUGCCAGUGGAAGCAGCUCGAGCAGAGCUGGCCCUUCCACCUCGUCUGCCUCCGCGCCUGCAUCCAUCCUCUCCAUCCCUCUGGCCAUGUUUCUCCCUGGGGAGCCGUGUCCCAGAUUCAACACCAUCAUCCCUCGCGCUUCUGCACACGUGGUUGCUGUUGCUGGUGAUGGUGGCGUGGAGGAGGAAUGUGGACACGAGGAGUUCCUUCUGGAAGAGGUGGGCAGUGAAAGUAUAGGGCUUGUGCCUGGAGAAGGGAUAGUUCUAGAGGACAAGAUGCAUCAUGGAACGAAGAUUGCAUUAGGUGGAGGGCUUCAGAUAGAAAACCUGGAUUUGUAUUUUCAAACCCCUCACCCAUACGUCUCAAAUCAGAUGCCGUUUCCACAGCAGCAGCAAGAAGGGCGGUGGCAGCAGCAGGAGGGGCAGCAGCAGGAGGGGCAGCAGCAGCAGCAGCAGCAGCAGCAGCAGCAGCCGCAAUGGCACGGUCAGCCGCAAAUGGUGCUCGAGACAGAAUCCAUGCACCUUGAGCAAGCACCUCCGCUGGUUUCUGAGCCCUCACACCCCCUAAAUUCGUGGGCCAUCACUGCUGCCAUGCCCAUGGCUCACCACAGCAGCCCCCCAAGUCAAGUGUUGGUGCAUGUGGCAGCAGAAGCGGAGGAAGGUGACAGCGGCAGCGACACACGCAGAGAUGGCAUGAGCUUCGUUCAGCCAUUACCAAGGGCAGAGGGGGCCAGGAGGGAUUCUGACCUGGGUCCAGGGCAUCGACCUGGUGCAACACACAGCUCGUGGGACGAGAUUCGUCAUGUUGAUCAAUUAAAGCAGAGUGAGAUGUCCGAUGCUGGCAUGCAUAGUUCCGGGCUCCUGCUAGAGAAUGUGCAACACGUCCCUGAAAUGGUGUUAGAGCCCACUUGGGAUGAGCCGCAUGGUAACACAGCAGUGCAGGCAGCAAGGGAGCAAACUGCCAGUGCAUGGAGCACAGAGGCUGUGGGGAGUUUGGUUUUGAGCGAUUCAGACCCGUUUGGAGCGCCCGAGGCACAAGCCAUGUUGUGGCACAGUGAUGGGCAUUUCACUGCUGCUGGCAUGUCUGGCAUCUCGGGCUGUGUUGAACAACACCAUCAGCAGCAAUCAGCAGCAGCACUACCAGCAGCACUAUCAGGAGAAGCUGCCACCACUGCCGCAACCACAGCACCUGCAGGAGUCUCAGCACCACUACCAGGAGCAGCAGCCACCACUUCCGCAGCAGCAGCAGCACUAUCAGAAUCAGCAGCCGCGAUUGCCGCAACCACAACAGCAGCAGUCCCAUCAGCAGCAUUACCAGGAGCAGCAGACACCACUGCCACAAACACACCAACAGCAGCAGCACUAUCAGGAGAAGCAGCCACUGCUGCCGCAACCACAGCAGCAGCACUAUCAGCACCAAUACCAGGUGCAGCAGCCACCACUGUCGCAACUACAUCAGCAACAGCACUAUCAGCAGCACUACCAGGAGCAGACACCACUGCCACAACCACAGCAUCAGCAGGACUAUCAGCAGCACUACCAACAGCAGCAAUCACCACUGCAGCAACCAAAGCAGCAACAGCACUAUCAGCAGCACUACCAGGAGCAGCAUUCACCACAGCAGCAUCAUUACUAUCAGCAGCACUUCCACGAGCAGCAGCCACCACGACAACCACAGCAGCAACAGCAAUAUCAGCAGCACAACCAGGAGCAGCACCCACCACAAACACACCAACAGCAGCAGCACUAUCAGGAGAAGCAGCCACUGCUGCCGCAACCACAGCAGCAGCACUAUCAGCACCAAUACCAGGUGCAGCAGCCACCACUGUCGCAACUACAUCAGCAACAGCACUAUCAGCAGCACUACCAGGAGCAGACACCACUGCCACAACCACAGCAUCAGCAGGACUAUCAGCAGCACUACCAACAGCAGCAAUCACCACUGCAGCAACCAAAGCAGCAACAGCACUAUCAGCAGCACUACCAGGAGCAGCAUUCACCACAGCAGCAUCAUUACUAUCAGCAGCACUUCCACGAGCAGCAGCCACCACGACAACCACAGCAGCAACAGCAAUAUCAGCAGCACAACCAGGAGCAGCACCCACCACAGCAACCGCAGCAGCUGCAAUCUCACCAGCAAUACCAGGAGCAGCAGCCACUGCUGCCACAACCACAGCAGCCGCAGCACUAUCAGCAGCAGUACCAGGUGCAGCAGCAACCAAUGCCGCAACCACAGCAGCAGUAGAACUAUCAGCAGCAGUAUCAGGAGCAACAGCCACGACCGUUGCAACCAGAGCAGCAGAAGCACUAUCAGCAGCACCACCAGGUGCAGCAGCCCCCAAUACCACAACCACAGCAGCAGCCGCCACCACUGCUGCAACCACAGCAGCAGCUGCCACCACAGCUGCAACCACAGCAGCAGCAGCAGUCACCCCUGCCGCAACCACAGCAGCAGUACCAGGAGCAACAGCCACCACCGCUGCAACCACAGCAGCAGACGCACUAUCAGCAGCACCACCAGGUGCAGCAGCCCCCACUACCACAACCACAGCAGCAGCCCCCACCACUACCACAACCACAGCAGCAGCCGCCACCACUGCCGCAACCACAACAGCAGCCGCCACCACUGCCGCAUCCACAGCAGCAGCAGCCUCCACUGCUGCAAACACAGAAGAAGCAGCCUCCACUAGCGCAGCCACCCAAGAAUCCUCCACGUGCACAGCAGGGAAAGACGGCCCUGCAAUCCACCAGAGCCUCCUCUGA